Molecule: messenger RNA, 547 nt
Organism: Cladocopium goreaui
Lineage: Eukaryota; Dinophyceae; Suessiales; Symbiodiniaceae
Source: the annotation of a GenBank genome assembly
GCCCUGAAGCUCACUGCAGCGCAGCGCAGGGAGUACGAGCAAGCGGUGCAGAAGACGGAGCAGCUGAAUACCAAAGCGCGCGACAAGCUGCGAGAGGCGGAAGAGAAGCUUCGUCGCAUCGAAGAAGAACUGAAAGUGAGCAAAGAGGAUUUGCAAGAACGCCAAGACAAGCGCGGCCGCUUGGCUGCUAAAGUCGAGGAUCUGGGACGAGAGAAACGCGACCUGGAGAUCUCCUUAGACACCAGCCGCAUUGAAGUGCAGCACACCAAGAGGCAGAUCGAGCAACUGGAAGAGGAGGUGAAGAACUACGUGGACUUCAAGGAUGGUUUGUCUCAGGAGAAGAGUGGGCUGACCAGCGAAGUGGAUUCCGUGAAGGCGCGCCGAGAGCAGCUGGACAAGCUGGAACAACGGCAGCGCGUGGCAGACGAGCUCCGUGGCCGCUUCCCUGACCUGGUUCUGGGCCGGAUCAGCGAGCUGCUGCUCCCGACGCAAAAGCGAUUCGACCUCCCGUUGCAGAUGUGCUGCUGGCUUCCGUUGAACGUGGAGG